UGCAAGCGUUAGUUCCUUUAGUUUAGAAAUGGAUACAUGCUAUUAAACAUAGAAGAAUGUUUUUACAAAAUGGUAGAGACUUAGAUAAAGAUGUAUCAGCGUUAGCCACAGAAAACUCUGACACAGUGAGUGUACUUAUCAAACUUACAAAGGAGAUACGGAAUGAUGACACUGCAGAACUCUGUUGUUAUCAGUUACUAAAUCAUGUUCGAUGGAAAGAUAUCCUGUUUGGUAUUUUCAAUCUCUUGGCAAAUAAAAAUGAUAGAAUUUCAGGUAAUGCUGCUUACAUAAUUGGUUCUAUUUGCAAGUUCGAUGUUGGCAAAUCACGCAUUGUUGAUGUUCUUCUUGAUGGGCAACACAAAGUUGUCGACGAGGUGUUAUCUGUUUUGAACAACAUCCUUGCAUCCAAACAAGAAGAGAGUGUGAUGAAUGCUCUUGGAACCAUUGCCACCAUUGCUGACAAUAAGGAUGGUCGUGUUUGGUUGUUACGAAAUUUCGAAUUAGACGAUAGUAUUGAAUUGAGUUGCGCCCUUGUGGUUUCCGAUAAUGAACCAAUUGCGAACAAUGCAUCACUAUUUCUUGCCAGGUUAACAGUUGACGAAGAAGGAUGUGCUCGUAUUUUAAACAUAAGGUGUAGCAGGAAGAUAUUUCUGAAUCUCAUUGAUGGUUUGAUUUGCGAUAAACCUGAUCGUGCUAUGAAUGCGGCUUUCGCACUGGGACGGUUAUUUCAAUUGGAAAGUGGACAAAGGAAUUUGUUAAAAAUGAAACAAGCAGAUAAUAUGCUUCAGUACUUGAUUGAUAUGUUAUUCUCUGAAGACUUCGGCUGUCAAAAAAAUUCCAGUUUUGCACUGCAGUCUUUGGCUUCUGGUGCUUCAGGAUGUAAUCGAUUAUUGGAACAUACGGAAAAGGAAAGAAUGUUCAAUCGUGUUAUUGAGUUACUGCAAGACGAUAAAAUGGCUCUCUUUGCAGCAUACUUUUUGCAGUCUAUAGUACUCCAUAAGAAAGGUUGCAUAUUCAUUAGAGACCAUCCACGCAUAAAGUUACAACUGCAGGCAGUUAUAAAAUCUCCAACCUCCAAUAAAGAAUUAAAUGAUGAGCUUCAAUUUGUACUUGAGUGCACUGCAGAUUUGGAGAAACCGAACUCUCCCAAAGUGACAGUGGAAAGUGCAACAUCUGUGACGUUGUACUGGACCAAGUUCUAUCCAAAGAAUGGAUUUGAAGUUUAUUAUCACAUACUCCAAGAUUCACAAGAAAUAUAUGUUGGUAAAAAUUCGGAACUCACAGUAGCCAAUUUAAAGCCGAACAGAGACUAUCAUUUCUCAAUGCGCAUAUCUUCCGAAGGAGUUUCAAGCCCACUUAGCGAGAACUCGUUGGCAAAGAUGCCCGAAUCAAUUCCUAGUGCCCCCACCAACGUUCAUAUUAUUAGUCGAAGUACAUCACAAUUAAAAAUAUGUUGGGAUGAACCAAUUGAACCGAAUGGAGAACUAAAGGGAUAUAUCCUCUCCAUCGUAGGGAAAUCAAUUAAAGUUCAAUUAAAGGACAGUAGUUAUUUAUUUAUAAACUUGAUGCCUAACACAAAAUAUCACUUUGAAGUUUGUGCUGUAACUUGCAAAGGUCCAGGAGAAUGUGCUUCUCUUGUUACAUCCACACAUAAUCUGAGUGUUUAUGCGCCUUCAAAACCUGUUCUUCGUGUGUUGGGUCGCACUGAGAUCAACGUUUCUUGGGAUGCACCUCAACAUCCUCUCGGCCGGUUAAACUAUUACGAUGUUCGUAUGAAUAACCAGGUAAUAUACAAUGGAGUGGACAGAAAUUUUACAGCUAAAAGUUUGAUUCCAGGAAAAGAAUACACGUUUACGGUUUCAGCAUGGACUAGUGAAGGUAGAUGUGAAAGCGAGGCAAGUUCCAGGAAAACGCCUAAACAGUAUAAGAGGAAAGACAGCAUUAAAAAAUAAAAAUGAUACGUGGGUUGACUUCAUUCAAACGCCCAGCUUCUGGUCGCACGAAAUAUUCGUAAAAAGAAUUCCUCAUCAAUCUAAGCUACAUGACUUUUUUGAGACAUUUCGAUUAUUACGUGAUUUGCUUCUUCAUGUCAGCUUGAAUAACUUCAUUUAGCCUUAACCACCCUUUUCCUAGUAAAGCUGAAAUUUCAAAAUCUGCAACCUCCUAAGCUAACUUAGUUAACCAACUAAAGCUAGCAGAAGUGGUACGUACACUGAACCAAGGUGGAAGGUAACUUUCAACUCAGGUUUCAGCUACCAUUUAAUUUGUUAUAGCAACUGUUAUAUAGAUAUAUUUUAUAUAUGCGUUGAAAGUUUUAAGAUUGUAUAUAUAUUCUUUUUAAAUUAGUUUUUUUCUACGUUAUUUCUUGUUAUGGUUUGAUUUCAGUUUAUUCAUAAACAGCUUAGAAUAAGCAGAUUUUCUUAUUUUGACAGAUGUAGACAAAAGUGAAUGUAUAAAUAUAUUUUUGGAAGUUAAACUAAAAUUAUAUUUUUAAAAGAAUAUUUUAGUAAAAUAAUGAUAAUAUUAAUAAUUGUGUAUCCAGGCUUUAUACUAAAUUUACAUUUUUUAUCCCAUGCAACAACAAUAACAGCAACGACAACAAGUAGUGCAAAAUAUGAGAACUAUGAGAAAUUAAUAUACCUUUGAAAAAGAAAAAUUCAUUCGUAAGUCAUGGAUAAAUUAAAUUUUAGUUGGAAUAGUUUUAAAUAAUAGAAUGUUUCAAAAUGGAUUUGCGGUUUAAUUAGGUAAGGAAUUGCGGAAAAUCUUUCUGAGGAAACAAAUAAACAGCAUGAAACUGCUAAAUACAUCGUGAUUUUAAUCCCUUUGAACAAUGGAUAUGCAAUUUUGUAGCAAAUCAGUGUUAAAAACGCAUCCUUUGUUCUUCUGCAGCAAAAUCAUUUUGAAUAUAGAAGUUAAUGAAGAUUUUUUCGUUACAUAUAUAGUUUUUUGUAAAAAAAUAAUAUUUUUACUGGGUGCUUUUUGUAUUUUAGUUAAAGCAUGUAAGCAGUGAAAUAUUAAAAAUAUAGUAAUAUAUAUAUAAGAAUGAAAUGUGUAAGUUAAGAAAUUCAGAAAGAUAGAAUGUUUUUAUAAUUUACGGUUUUCUGUUUUUGUUUAUUGUUUUUGUUGAAAACUCUAUUUAAUUCGGAUAUAAUUGCUUAAUCAUUCAAAAUUUUCGAGUUCAUAAUAAAACGAAAAGAAAUAAAAGCAAUUUGAUUUCUACAGAAGAACAUUUUUAUCGGCGUGUUAUGAAAGACUGAUUGAGUUUUGAUUGCAUUUAGAUUUUCUGUUCUUUUGAUUUCUCGAGAUAACGAUCAAGACAACAAAAGGAAGUUUUUAUCAAAAGUUAUUAUUUUUAUUUUUUUAUUUCACUCUUUGUUUAAGAAGAUAAUAUUUAUUUGUUUGACGUCAUAGAGGGAAGGGGUUAAUCUAGCUACACCACAAUAAGUCUGUUACAGAGUUAUCCGUCUUUUUCUUUUAAAGUAAAACAAAAAAAAAACUAAAAGAUAAAUUGAUUAAUAGGACAUAACAGUUUUAAUUUAAAAGGACCAUUUAAAGAGUGAUUUAUAACAUCCACUGGCGCGUGCCAUCAUUUUAAAUCGAUAUUAAAUAAACUUAUUGUUUUCAAAUAUCAAUAAUGUUUUUUCGUAUUGUUGUUGUCGUUUUUUAAA
This is a messenger RNA of Hydractinia symbiolongicarpus, 3668 nucleotides long. RefSeq lists its product as uncharacterized. Gene Ontology annotation, molecular function: protein binding. Bases 57 to 1952 code for a protein of 631 amino acids. NCBI's taxonomy places the organism in Eukaryota, Metazoa, Cnidaria, Hydrozoa, Anthoathecata, Hydractiniidae. The transcript is spliced from 17 exons. The record is from RefSeq and is a predicted model, not a curated record.